CAGCAUUCUUGAGAUUAAUUUUCAAAUUCCAAUACGUACCACAAUGUCGUCCCAAGUUAAUAACGCAAGCUUCAAGCUUGAGAAUCUCUUUGGUAUGAAGGGCAAGGUUGCCCUAAUCACUGGCGGUGGAUCAGGUAUUGGCUUGAUGGCCACUCAAUCGUUGGCCGUCAAUGGCGCCAAGGUUUACAUCACUGGCCGUACGAAAGAGAAGCUCGACCGUGUCGUGGGGCUUUACGGAAAGGAUAUUUCCGGUGAAAUCGUCGCAAUUACCGCCGAUGUCACAUCGAAGGAGUCAAUCCAGAAGCUGGUCGAUGAGAUCUCGGCCAAGGAGUCCAAGCUGGAUAUCCUCAUCAAUAAUGCCGGUAUCAGCUCUGCAAAGCAGGAUACCGACCGCGAAGACCCCAAAGAACUCCAGCAAGAGCUCUUCCACAAUACAAGCAAAGUCAGCGAUUGGGAGGAUGUCAUGCGAACGAACGUGAUGCAACUAUUCUUCGUCACCACCGCCUUCCUGCCCUUGCUCAGUAAGAGCACCGAGAAAACGCCUGGAUGGUCUAGCACUGUGAUCAACAUUUCUUCAAUUUCUGGAAUUAUCAAAGCAUCGCAGCAUCACUUUGCCUAUAAUGCAAGCAAGGCGGCUGCCAUUCAUCUGACCAAGAUGCUCGCUCACGAGAUUGCCGACUCGGGUGUCAAGAUUCGAGUGAACAAUAUCGCCCCUGGAGUUUUCCCAUCGGAAAUGACAGCUAAGGAGAGUGAUGACAAGCAGAAAAGCUCGCUUGAAAAAGAAAAGUAUGAGGGUAAGGUUCCCGCUGGGCGUCCUGGAAAGGAUGAGGAUAUGGCUGGAGCCGUGCUGUUCACGGCUUCAAAUCAGUAUUUGAAUGGGCAGACCAUCGUUGUCGAUGGUGGCUACGUGCUAGCGACCGGGUCUGUAAAUUAAGAGUUCACGGUAUAAAUUUUCAUAAAAAGGUUAGGAAUUAAUUGUUCACAAAAAAACCUUACCUUUAGCCCUAAGUGGACAAUUCAAUGAUUUCUCUAUGCUUCAAUAUCUCCCUUUGGAAAGUAGCCGGC
Messenger RNA from Penicillium brasilianum, 1065 nucleotides. NCBI's taxonomy places the organism in Eukaryota, Fungi, Ascomycota, Eurotiomycetes, Eurotiales, Aspergillaceae. The record is from the annotation of a GenBank genome assembly.